Thamnophis elegans (Western terrestrial garter snake) is the source of this 6065-nucleotide messenger RNA. RefSeq names its product acyl-CoA synthetase short chain family member 3 (gene ACSS3). Bases 41 to 2143 code for a protein of 700 amino acids. NCBI's taxonomy places the organism in Eukaryota, Metazoa, Chordata, Lepidosauria, Squamata, Natricidae. The transcript has 16 exons. The record is from RefSeq and is a predicted model, not a curated record.
CCUCCUGCUUACAUCACGGGACGGGGCGUCUCCAGGGAACAUGGUAGUUCAGGGCAAAAGGACUUUGCUGCAGAAAAUUGUGCAUUGUAGCCGCCGCGUCUAUCGGGGAUCGACCGGCGGGCUCGGGUGUGUCACACAGCCAUGCCAAGCGCUUCCUCCGGUGCGUUUUCCGAGCUCCUGGGCAGGGGGCAUUCCUCAAGCUCGCCCCCUUCACAUAGCCAGCACUUUCGCCUCCCAGGCGGCCGCGCCUGCCGCAGGUGACUAUGGCAGGGUUUUCAAGAGGUCGGUGGAGGAGCCGGAUCAACUUUGGGCCGAAGCGGCUCAAAGCAUCACGUGGCACAAGCCGUGGACUAAAACCUUGGAAAGGAAAGAUCCCUUUAGCACUUCUUGGUUUGUUGGAGGAGAGCUGAAUAUUUGCUAUAAUGCUCUGGAUCGCCACAUUGAGAAUGGACAAGGGGAUCAAAUUGCUAUUAUCUAUGACAGUCCUGUAACAAAUAUGAAAGAGUUUAUAACUUACAGUGAAGUUCUUGAACAGGUUUCCAAGCUAGCUGGUGUUAUGCUGAAUCACGGUGUGAAGAAAGGAGAUUGUGUUGUCAUCUACAUGCCAAUGAUACCACAGACAAUGUACACUAUGUUGGCUUGUGCAAGAAUAGGAGCUAUACAUAGUCUUAUUUUUGGUGGAUUUGCUUCAAAAGAGCUUUCUAGUCGCAUUGAUCAUGCCAAGCCCAAACUGGUUGUAACAUCCACAUUUGGAAUAGAACCUGGAAGAAAAGUGGAAUAUGUGCCACUUCUAGAGAAAGCAUUGGAGAUGAUCAGUCAUCAACCAGAAAGAGUUCUGAUUUAUAGCCGCCCUAAUAUGGGAGCUGUUCCUCUUAAGCCAGGACGUGAUUUGGACUGGAAUGAAGAAGUGGCCAAAGCAAAGCCAUGUGAUGCUGUUCCUGUACAUUCAGAUCAUCCACUUUAUAUUCUUUAUACAUCAGGAACUACUGGUACACCCAAGGGUGUUGUCAGACCAACAGGUGGCUAUGCAGUCAUGCUAAAUUGGACCAUGUCAGCUGUAUAUGGACUUAAGCCUAAAGAGGUCUGGUGGGCUGCAUCUGAUUUAGGCUGGGUGGUUGGUCAUUCUUACAUUUGCUAUGGACCUCUUCUGCAUGGGAAUACAACAGUUUUAUAUGAGGGAAAACCUGUAGGAACUCCAGAUGCAGGUGCUUUUUUCCGUGUGCUGUCAGAAUAUGGAGUAGUGGCUCUUUUUACUGCACCAACUGCAAUUAGAGCAAUACGUCAACAGGACCCUGAGGCUGUCCUGGGGAAACGGUACAAUUUGACAAGGUUUCGAACGUUAUUUGUAGCUGGUGAACGCUGUGAUGUGGAUACAUUAGAAUGGUGCAAACAAAUUUUCAAGGUACCAGUUUUGGAUCAUUGGUGGCAAACUGAAACAGGCUCUCCAAUAACAGCUUCUUGCGUUGGUUUAGGAAACUCACUAACUCCUCCUCCAGGACAGACAGGAAAGUUGGUACCAGGAUACAAUGUUGUGAUUCUGGAUGACUUCAAGCAACCUGUAAAAGUGAAGACUCUGGGAAACAUAGUGGUGAAGUUGCCUUUGCCACCAGGAGCCUUUUUAGGUCUUUGGAAAAAUGAAGAGCUUUAUAAAGAAUUAUAUUUCCAAAAAUUUCUGGGAUAUUAUGACACUAUGGAUGCAGGUUAUAUGGAUGAAGAAGGCUAUCUAUAUGUCAUGUCUCGUGUGGAUGAUGUGAUAAAUGUUGCAGGCCAUAGAAUUUCAGCAGGUGCAAUUGAAGAGGCUGUUCUCUCCCAUAUGGCUGUGGCAGACUGUGCAGUUGUUGGCCAAGAGGAUCGACUAAAGGGCCAUGUUCCUAUAGCAUUGUGUGUCCUGAGAAAUGGAAUUGAUAUUAAAGAGGAACAACUUUUAGAAGAAAUCGUUGCACGAGUUAGAGAAGAUAUUGGUCCUGUGGCAGCAUUUCGGAAAGCAGUAUUUGUGAAACAAAUACCAAAAACUCGCUCUGGCAAGAUACCACGAUCAGCUCUUGCUUCUCUUGUGAAUGGGAAGCCAUACAAGAUAACCCCAACUAUUGAGGAUCCUGCUGCGUUUAAACAUGUAGAAGAAGUAUUAAAAGAAUUAAAAUAAGAUUUAACAACCAGUAAAAUGUAAGGAAGACCUGCAUUACUUAAUUUUGUUAUAUCAGAAAUAUAAGUAAAAAUGUUUAUUUUAUUUCUGUAAAUGUGUUACUGAAUCUUAGUCACAGUAACAAGUAAUAUUCAGUUGGCAGUGUGAAUUCUACAGUGAGCUACUUAGAUGAUUUAAUUUUUUUAUGGUAAUUAGAAUUGUAUGAACAAAUAUUUGUAAUAUACAUAUUGUUCUUAAAUAUAGUGCAACAGAUGACAUAAUUUAAAUCCUGUUAAAAUUGUGUUGGUUUCUUUCAAUGCCAGAACAAAAUUUAAUCUUAGUCCUUAAAAGUUUGCUUUGUCUGAAACACCCAUACUUAUAUUGAAGUUUUUUAAGUAGCUCAACGUUGGUAGCUAAAAUUUGUUGUAAUUUUAACAUAGAGAUUUAAACUCUUUGUUAAAGAAAAACUCUAUGUAAUAAAGAAAAGAAAAUGAUUGCUAAUGGUGUUAAUGAUUUAGGUAUUAGCAAAACCCUGUAAUUCAGGUCUACUAGUGGAUACAGUGGAUGCAAAUGUUUCUGGGCUAUGGUAAAAACUCAGUUCAAACUACCUGGGUAGAGCUAAGCUACUUUAUUUUUCACAAAUACUAACUAACAGAGAAGUUGGGGAACAUAAAGUGCCAGGAAGAAUUGGGCUGCUCAAGUAUGUUCUUUGUGAUUGCUGAAACAGCCCAAUUGAUUUUUAAAAAAAAAAACAUUUACAUGGUAGAAUCCUUUAAGAAAUCCUUUAAAGCAGGAUUUGAGUGUCAGCCUAUGAAGUUAGUUCCGACAAGAAAACCAAAACAAGAAUCCUGCAAGUCUGAAAAUGUCCACCCCCCAUUGGCCUUUUUUGUCUCAGAGAAUUAGGGAGGGUCAGUUUUGAGAUGUUUCCUCCAUUCGUGCUUUGGACUCAGAUUUCUCGUCAGACCAUUGUCUAGGCUCGUGAUGGUGAACCUAUGGCACAUGUGCCAGAGGUGGCACACAGGCCUCUCUGUGGGCAUGCAUGCCAUUGCCCCAGCUCAGCCCCCUGGUCAUGGGUUUCUGACACAUGCAUGCGUGCCAGCCAGCUGGUCGUCGGGUUUCCCACGUGCGCAUGCCUGCCAGCCAGCUGGUUGAUGGGUUUCUGAGGUACACAUGCAUGCUGGCCAGCUGGUCGUUGGGUUUCUGGCGCUGUGUUGCAUGUGCCUUGCGGUUUGGACACACUGUGCCUAAAAGGUUUGUCAUCACUGGUCUAGGGUGUUCUUCUUCCUCCUCUCUAAGUUUUUCUCAUAGCCCAUUAUGGUGAUUGUGGCUGUGUACUUUGCCACAAGUAAUGAAUGCAAGUUUAAGGAAGAAAAAUAUAUAUAUCAUAUUCAGAAUGGCCAGAUAGUUAAGGUAAAUAAUAAUUUGUAGCCACAUAACAAUUCCCAGUAGGAACCAAGCCAAAAAAGGAUCAUAUAGUUCAGAAAGAUUGCCCCCUAGUGUUACAACUUUGAGAGAUGUAGUCUUUAAAAUUGUGCUGUGUUUUCUAAUACCCAAAUUAUUUUAAAAGACUGUUACACCUUUUUAUAAACUGGCAUUUGGGGCUUUAACCACUUGGCAGUCAUGGGAAUAAUCUUUGUAUAUGUUUGAUCAUUCUACACAGGGUUGCUACCCAUAAUAUGAUAAUGAAUUUGGGUAAAGCUAGAGUAGGGUGACCAGGGGGAGUAUUUAAUGUAGUUGAAGCGUUCUGUUACUGUAAUACCUAAAAGCAUUUUCUUGCACCUAUCCGCACCCCUACCUGUAGCUUUAAAUGUGAAAUGCAGAGAAACACCCCAACAGUGUUUAUUUGAGAAGGAAGGACAAACACCAUAUCUAUGAGUAAUUUGUUGGGGUCUCUCAGAUAAUGAGGACAUUUGGGAGGGGAUGAAAAUAGCUUUCUCUUUCAUUCUGACAUCCUCUUAUGCUUUAUCCUUGUCCUACUUAGAAAGGUGCUAGAAAACAGAUGGUAUUCAUGAAUUGUCUAUUUACUUGCAAAUUGAGGGUUGAGGAUUGUUCAACCUGCUUAUGUGGAAAUCAGUAAAAUGUUUAAUUGAAAAUAAAUUUGAGUAAAUCUUUUGUCUAUUAUCCUGUCUUUUCCCUUCCUUUAAUCUGGCAUGUGCUGAGAACUCUUGCAAUCAAAAUUUUAAUUCUCUGUGGAAUGAGUCCAGUUGCUUUCAAUGGAAGUUACUGAUUAAUAAAGUACAAUUUAGAUUGUAAUCUAAGGAAACCCCCUUUGAUUAAAAGGAGAGGCCAAGUUUUCUUAUGUGUUAGGUAAAGAUGGGUUUGGACAAGGUAGUUGUGGCAAGUACACUAAACUUUUUUGGAGGGUUGAGGGGGUAGUGGGAUGAGUUUUAAUCCAAAUGCUACCUGGUCUCUGGCUUCCUGUACAGACCCCACCACUGAAAAAAAAGAGCAAGCCAACAUGGGGCAAAAAAGAGCAAGCCAACAUGAAAAAAAUGCAAUUCACCAAACACUUGGAACAGAAGUGUAGAAUGAUCUGUAGCUCAGGCUGGUAGAUUGUAGGUUAUGAAUUCCUCAUUUCAGCUUUUGGAAAAUCAUGAGAUCUUCUGUACCUCCACAAGGAUCAUAAAGGUAAGGCAGAAAACAAAUUAAAAAUUAACAUGUAUUUUCUGUCUGGAAUAUGUUUAGCUGGAAAAGACACAGUAGUGUACUGAAAAGAAACUUUUCGCAAUAUAACUAGAAUGAGUUGAAAUUGGUGUAUUUCAUAGUACUGUGUGCAAACCACUUUAAAUUUAGAUACUUUUGAGUAAAUCAAAUUAUUCAAUUUUAAAACAUUGUAUUUCAAAUAAGAAACUAAUAUUUUGAACAUUUUAGAAAUGUACUGAUCUACGAUACCACAGACAGAACACAUAAAAGAGCACUGAUUUUAUUUUAUUGACAAGGGGGAGAGAACAAAACCGUUCACCAUUUAGUUAACUGAAAUCUGUUUAAAAUUUUAAAAAUGCAAUAAAACAAAUGCGCGUGCAGAUGUUUUGCAGAUAAGCCUGCUGAAGGACAGGUCUUAACUACAAUAAGAUCAAUCAGGCAGCAAGAUUAUUAGCAAAUAGAGUAGGUAAAUUACAUUAUUAAAUAGUUCUUACUUUGAAACUUCCAAUAUAACAAAGGGCAAACAUCAACAACACCAUCAAAUAAAACCAUAGCAGAUAAUAGUUUCUCCUCUAAACUUCUAUACAGUAUAUAAUAACUGUUUUGUCUUUUAGUUAUUUCCUCUGAUAAAGUUGACUUCAGUGAAGUCUCAGCAAGGCCACUUUUGAAUGAAAGCCUAACAUUAGACAAGCAGCUGUUCCAAUACUCGAUUAUAAUGGAGACAUGGAGGGUAUUGUUAACAACUGAAACAUUGAAAAUCAGAUUUAUUUUCUUUCCAUUUUGUUUAAGGCCAAUUUUAGCUAGCAUGUGAAGAAUUUUGAGAGAAAAAAUACUAGCAAAGCUAGCUGCUUCCUGGUAAUUGCUUCUUUGUAGCCAUUGAGGAAAAUGUUUCUUGCUUUCUGUAUUUCGUUCUGAUUUUUGCAGUUUUUCUUCAUGUUGGUUUUAGAAAAAAAGAACAGUCACAGUGGUUUUCUACAAUUUUGUAUGCAUUUCUGUUUGUUAUGUUUGUAUAUAUGUAUGAGAGUUUUGUCUUUAUAGGUCCAUUUUUUGGCUCAAGUUUCAUGUUUAAAUCUUUUCCCUCUUGAUCAUUAGAGGCAAGAAUUCACUUUAAAUAGUGGUAUAUAAUUUUUGAAAAAGUAGGAACAUGAUGAAGCAUCUAAUAACUUUUUGCUAUUCAAUAUCCAAUUGACAUUGCUACAAUUCAAAAUUGUAAAAAAUAGUGGAAUGAAAAGAUACAAACAGUAUACCUGACAACGUAUUUGUCAAGUGUUUGCACUAAGACCCCAUGUACCACAUAUUU